AUGGCAUAUGGUUCGGCAGCUGAUGCGGUUGACGAAUACCUCCGACUUGCUGAAACCACAGCGUUCUCAUGCUUGGAUCAUUUUUUUGAUGCCAUCAUAAAUUGUUUUGGAGAUGAGUACUUACGAAGACCGACACCAGAAGAUCUUCAACGUCUACUCGAUAUUGGAGAGUUCCGCAGAUUUCCGAGGAUGAUAGGAAGAACUGAUUGUAUGCAUUGGGAGUGGAAGAAUUGUCCAACCGCAAGGAAAGGUCAAUAUACACGUGGUUCUGGCAAGCCGACAAUCGUUUUAGAGGCUGUAGCAUCACAAGAUCUCUGGAUCUGGCAUGCUUUUUUCGGACCUCCAGCGUGUAUCAUACUGCACAAUAUGAUCGUAGAAGACGAACGAGAUGGAUACACUCUGUUUGAUCCAUCCGAAUUCACACACAUGGAGUCCAACCGAACUUUAGAAGUGGACUUCACCGUACCAACAACCAUGCCUUCAUGUGUCUCCACUAUGAUGAACAUUCGUUUGAGUGUUCGUGAUCGAGAUAAACAUAAACAGUUACAAGAUGAUUUGGUUGAGAAUAUUUGGGCAAAAUUUGGAGAAUACCAUUAA
Camelina sativa (false flax) is the source of this 597-nucleotide messenger RNA. NCBI's taxonomy places the organism in Eukaryota, Viridiplantae, Streptophyta, Magnoliopsida, Brassicales, Brassicaceae. The record is from RefSeq and is a predicted model, not a curated record.